Messenger RNA from Caenorhabditis auriculariae, 3727 nucleotides. NCBI's taxonomy places the organism in Eukaryota, Metazoa, Nematoda, Chromadorea, Rhabditida, Rhabditidae. The record is from the annotation of a GenBank genome assembly.
AUGAUUUUUCAAAUUGUUAGAACGUUUUUUGAGCGAAAAAGGUUUGACCGAAGUUUUUAGUCAUAAUUUUUCACUUCUUUCUCUUUAUUAGAUUCUCUUUAUGUUGGCUUGCAAUGAUGCCAAUGUAGUCAAAUUUUUCAUUUUAUUUUAAUUGAAAUUUCAAGAAAUAAAUAUUAGUUCAUUUUUGAUGAACCUUUCACAAUUUAUACUUAAAACUCAAAUUCGAUUUCCGAAAUCUUCGAAUAAUAUGUUUCAGUCAAAAAAUGGUCAGCCUCGCGCCAGACGGGAAGCCAAAAGGAAGCCGUGUCCUGGCAAACGGAUGGUUGGUUUCAAAUUUUUUGCACUUUCAUAUUUUUCUACUUCUCUAAUAUUCCUAAAGACAGCGUGAAAUGCUCGAAACUGGACGGUUGCGCUAAUUUUAAGCGAUUGCACUUGCAUUUUGAUUUUUCAAAAUGACCUCCGACCUUGAGAAUUUUUCACAUAGCUUUAGGAUGCCUUCUGCGCAAGUAGUUAACAAUCGGGCGCAAAUGAUGAAAAUUAAAGUUAACCGCUUUGCAACCGCGACGCUUCAAAUUUUUCAUGAUGAAAGGGGUUUUACCUUAUUUCAGUUAUGACCUAUUCCACUUCAAUCAUGCUCUUUUUCUCCGACAAUCGAAACUUUAUGGCAAAAAACUCAUUGUCGGUGUUUUCAAUGAUGAAGAGGUAUAACUUGAAUGUUUAUUUUUUCUCAAACAUUUUUCUUUUUAGGUUGAGACUCAUAAAGGCUAUCCAGUUUUUACCGAAGAAGAGCGAUGCACUUUAACUCAAGCUGUCAAGUGGGUCGAUGAUGUGAGGAAUAUGAAUUUCUUGAUUUUUGAAGAUAAUUUGUCUUUCUAAGGUUGUCUGUGAUGCUCCAUACAAAACGACGGGCCCGUCUUUGAACCAACACGAUUGUGAUUUUUGCGUUUGCGGACGUGGGUUGAUCUUGUUUGAAUGAUUCUCCGAAUAUUUUACAUUCUUGAAAAGAUAUUUUAGAACUUUGCUUUGGCAUUUCCACUUAUCUUGAAAUACACGAAUUCAUCGAUUUUCAUGCCAGUUUGGAGACAUAUUUGAAUUGCUGAAACUUUGACUUGAUUUUGGCUUGGAUAGAGAUAAUAUUAAAACUGGGAAAAACGGUUUUGCACAGAAUUUUAGCUUAAAUUGUGCAAAUCUUUUCGUAAAAGCAGGAAAAGUAAAUUAAAGAAGCAUUAGUUCGAUUUUUUUCUAUUUUCCUAUUUCUUUAAGCCUUUUUUAUGGAAAAAAUAUUCUUCUCUCUUUAAAAUUGUUUUUAAGGACUUUUUCAGAAAGCCUCGUUUCAACUUUCGAAGGAAAAGACAGUUACGAAGAAGUGAAACGAAGCGGCCGAUUCCGUCAAUUGGGACGCUAUCCUGGAAUUUCAACACUGGUUUCUUUUUUUGUUUCCGAAUUCGGCCAUUCGUCAUCGCUUGCCUGAAUAUGCGCCUCAAUUUCUUCGAUAAAAAAAGAAAAAAAGAAAUUUUAUAGGAUGUUGUCGGCCGUGUUCUUUCGAACCAUCGAAGCACUUCGAUCAACCGGAUAGAAGAUUUUGAGAAAAAGGCAUUGGAACUGUCGACGGUACUGCUUUUGGAAUUUUUAACAAGUUUGGAGAUCAUAAAUUGUCUUUCAAAAAUCUUCAAUAACUAACUUGAAGCACCUUUUAUACCUUAAAUUAGCUCUUUUUUAAUUUUCCGGAAGCUCUUUUUCCCUUUUGCCCUUCUUAUGUGUUGAUAACGAAAUCCGACUUUUCAAUCAUAUUUUUUUCAAAGAAAAACUUCAGAUUGUGGUUUAUAAAAUACGGAGAAAUUUCAAGUCUGCAAAAAGGAAACUUUUCUAAAAUAGGAAGCGGAACAUUUCCUUCAAAUGUCUUUUUUUCGCCCUAUAACUGCGUCAAAGUCUGAAAUCUUUUCAAGGUUGUCUAAAAUUAGAAAUAGAAUAUGUAUUUGCAGGAUAAAAGUGGUUUGUCGCCCUGGACACUCGUUAUUCGGUUUAAUGCGACGGCACAAGCUUUCGAGGAAGUCGUACCUGGGAGAACACCUGCACUAACAGAUAAAGUGAUCUUUUGUGAUCGGAAGGGGGAAAUAUUUUCAAAGUUCAUUUAUUGUCCAUUUCAUUCACAUAAUCUUUUGAAAAAUGUGAAUGAACUACAAAAAUUGGAAAAGUUCAAAAUCUCUUUUUCAAUCACUUCAUUACGCAAUAUGAGGAUGGUUUGGUGAUGUUGCAGGAUAGAGUAACUAACCACACCUGUUAAAAAGAAAAUUUUUAAGUAAGAGAAGAAACAUAAAACCAUAAUAAGUUGAUAUUUAAACCAAGUUGAUUAUGGCUCAAAUCUGGUAACAUUUGAAAGAAUAUGCUCGACAUAAUUUUCUCCAAUUUGAAUGGUUAAUUAAUGGACCUUUGUGAAAAAUGUCUUUGAGGUCUCCUCAAGUCAGACCACAAAAAGACCCAUUUCUACGAUUCAGUUGAUUUAUGAAAAUUUGACAAUCUUGAAUUUUUUUUUCCACUCUUGAAUGCAUCCGAAGCUUCAUUACUUGAUUGAAAGACCAAUAUUGGCAAACAUUUUUUUGAAAAACAGAAUCAGAAAACCUCAUUGUAGAUGUCUACAGAGAUUUUAUCAAUCCUUUACCGUCGUUUUCAAAACUUGAAAGUUACAGUAAGCUGUCGAGAACAAACUAUACCCUUCCAUUGAAAAAAAUCAACAGAAUUUUCUGAGAAAACAGAAUUUUCCUAAUUAUUUUCUCUUGUUUAGGUUGUUUACGUAUGUGGUGGCUUCGACGUUUUCAAUAUCGGCCAUCUCUCGUUUUUGGAAGCUGCCAAGGAUUACGGACAUUACCUCAUCGUAGGAGUGUACAGCGAUGAUGUUAUCUUUGAUCCAUUCUAUCUGAAAAAAGCCGAGUAUUUUUAGACAAUUAGCGGUUAUGGAGGCACCAACGGGUCCAUUUUGUCGUUGCAAGAACGAGUUCUGAACUUGCUGCCUUAUAAGGUUCGAGAGUUGAAAAUAAGAGAAAAUUAUAACUUUUGAUCCUAGAUUGUUGACGCCGUAAUUAUCGCACCACCAUUCAAAAUAAGCCAAGAGAUGAUUAACCGCUUCAGAAUCCAAGUUUUAAAAAGCUUCAAUUUUAUGAGGAAAAUAUUUUUCAGGUCGUGGUCGAUGGAAAAUACCCGGCGAAAAACUAUUCGAUAGAUCCUUUUGAAGUCCCGAAAAAGAAAGGUUUAAAGUUAAGAAAUCAAUCCUCGGGCUUUGAAACAUUAUGGUUGGUAGAAAGAAUUUCCAUGCGAGGAAUUUCUUUUCUUCAGAACUUAACUGGAAGUGGGUGCGCGAAAAUCUUCAACGUAAAAAUCAGGAAAAAUGAAAAAAAUCCGCUUCCUUGUGAUUUUUCCUGAUAAAAAAGAACGAAGAGGUCGAAAAAAGGUUCUAUUUUACUCCUUGACAUUUCACGCGCAUAAAAUUUGGUGUUCAAUAUCAAAAUUCCUCUCGAGACCAUAAUGUUUUAAAUCAAGAGGAAUCCAUUAAAAAAAAUAAAGAAAAAUUCAGGAAUUCACGUGGAAGUUGAAACCGAAUCCGACGUCACCACUGAGAAAGUAGUCCAGAGAAUAAAAACAAACAGGUUCGAUCCUCAGAAAACCUCUCAAGUGAUCAAGAAUGAACUUCAGGUCGGACUGGGAGCGUCGAAAUAAGAUUAUGAAGGAUUGA